Molecule: messenger RNA, 2174 nt
Organism: Brienomyrus brachyistius
Lineage: Eukaryota; Metazoa; Chordata; Actinopteri; Osteoglossiformes; Mormyridae
Product: POC1 centriolar protein homolog A-like
Exons: 11
Coding region: 339-1622 (427 amino acids)
Biological process (GO): cilium assembly
Cellular component (GO): centriole; ciliary basal body
Molecular function (GO): protein binding
Source: RefSeq, a predicted model, not a curated record
AUUACAGGCGCCUUAACCGGCGCGUAAACUAAAAACGGCUGUUUAUUGUUUAGUUGGCUGGCUGGCUAGCUAGCUAAGUUAGAAACGCGUUCUUUUUGAUUUUCAGCUAACGGGCUGUUACCGAAAUUAAAUAUUACAGUUAGUUAUGGCUACUUGCGGAUGCUAUUUCCAAAAUACUUUAGCUUUUCUAGUUAACGAUAUUGCCGUAUGACAUUUCUGGAGUCUGUCGCCGAACGUGGCCAGUUAUUUAACACCCGAGAAGUACACUUACAUAGCCAUUUUAAGUAUUUUUUAUACUUAGUCGCUCUCAGGUUGUGUUAGAUUUCACAUUAUUCAAAAUGACUUCCGCUUUGGAAGAUCCAACGCUCGAGAGACAUUUUAAGGGUCACAGAGACACCAUAACUAGUGUGGACUUCAACAGCAACAUGAAGCAAAUAGCCACAGGCUCUAUGGAUUCGUGUGUCAUGAUCUGGAACAUGAAGAGUCAGAUGAGAGCUUAUCGCUUUGUGGGACACAAAGACGCAGUGAUGUCUGUGCAGUUUUCCCCCUCGGGACACCUUGUAGCAUCAGCAUCCAGGGACAAGACUGUCCGCCUCUGGGUGCCCAGUGUGAAGGGCGAGUCGACCACCUUCCGUGCGCACACUGGCACAGUCCGCAGCGUGAGCUUCUCCGGCGAUGGCCAGUCCCUGGUCACGGCCUCUGAUGACAAGACCGUCAAAGUGUGGACUGUGCACCGGCAGAAGUUCCUAUUCUCCCUCAGUCAACACAUCAACUGGGUGCGCUGUGCCAAGUUUUCACCAGAUGGUCGGCUGAUUCUUUCAUCCAGUGACGACAAAACCGUCAAGGUCUGGGACAAAACCAGCCGCGAGUGCGUGCACUCCUUUUAUGAGCAUGGAGGGUGCGUGACGCAUGCCGAUUUCCACCCCAGUGGCACCUGCAUCGCGGCCGCCAGCACGGACAGCACCGUCAAGGUGUGGGACAUCCGCACCACCAAGCUGCUGCAGCACUACCAAGUGCACAGUGCGGUCGUGAAUGGGCUGUCCUUCCACCCGUCUGGGAACUACCUCAUCACGGCCUCCAAUGACUCCACACUGAAGGUGCUGGACCUGCUGGAAGGGAGGCUGCUGUACACUUUGCACGGACAUCAGGGCUCUGCUACCUGUGUGUCUUUCUCCAGGACCGGUGAAUACUUUGCCUCUGGUGGAUCAGAUGAACAGGUCAUGGUGUGGAAGACUAAUUUCGACUCCGCUGAUUAUGGUGAGGUGCUGCGGGUCCAGAGGAGUGCUGCCGGAGCGGAGGGUCCAGUGCUGGCCUCGGACCCCCGGCCAGGCCAGUGCUCGGAGACUGCUGGGCUCCCAGAGAACCCGGGGCCACUUCCGGGCACAAGAGGGCGCACCAGGAGCUCGGGCCAGGCCUUUGAAAACCCCAGAGAUGCAGGGUGCCACCCGCAACCUGAGGCUGGCGUGUCUGACGCGCUGGCCAGCACUCUGGAGCACAUCGUGGGCCAGCUGAGUGUGCUCACCCAGACAGUGGCCAUUUUGGAACAGAGGCUGACACUGACGGAAGACAAGCUGAAGGAGUGUAUUGACAACCAGCGCAGGAUCACCCAGCCAAGAGACUAAUCCCGGACUUCCGAGUGGCCACGCGGGAAUGCCGCUGCUCCUCAUCCACCAAAUCGGUCAUCUCAGCAUCCCACUGCCCCCUGUCGAAUUUACAUUGAGUGGUGCUGUGGCCCUGCACAAUGGGUUUCUGUGACCCACCGGACUGGAUGGAACUAUGUGAUCCAAAAAAUCCCUGAGACUGCCGGAUGUGCUUCAGGGUGACCUGUUGGGCACUGAGAGUGAUGGCACCUGCCCAAGGGUAACCCAGCUCAGCCCAGCGAGGUCUAAUUCGGGCUGGUCCCGUGCCAACCACUGCAUUCGAUGAGCAGCCUGCUGUGGGACUGUGGUACAGGCAAAAGCUACUAUGAGGAUCAUCAUCGUCAUCAUCGUUUCCUGAUGAGCCUUCGUGUGUGUGUGUGUGUGGGGGGGGGGUAACGGAACUGUAGGGUUAACGGCAAUUUAACAGUAAGGUUUCAGAUGUAAAAUAGUUUUUUAGGGAUCAUUUUUAUGUGUUUUUAUGUGUUGUGUAAAUUUGUGACAUCGAUAAUAAAACAUUACGUGCUUUAAUUGCCA